Trichoderma virens Gv29-8 is the source of this 1734-nucleotide messenger RNA. RefSeq lists its product as uncharacterized. The coding region runs from base 1 to 1734 and encodes 577 amino acids. The record is from RefSeq and is a predicted model, not a curated record. Lineage: Eukaryota; Fungi; Ascomycota; Sordariomycetes; Hypocreales; Hypocreaceae. Gene Ontology annotation, cellular component: anaphase-promoting complex. Gene Ontology annotation, molecular function: ubiquitin ligase activator activity; anaphase-promoting complex binding; protein binding. The transcript has 3 exons. Gene Ontology annotation, biological process: positive regulation of ubiquitin protein ligase activity; positive regulation of anaphase-promoting complex-dependent catabolic process; anaphase-promoting complex-dependent catabolic process.
AUGUCAACUCCUCCUCCUCCAUCAGAUCGCGGCCGCCUAGACUCAAAACCAAAUGCCGAAAGCAGUGGCACUGCUAUGCGACGAAUGCGAACUAGGGCUAGUGAUGUGGCACAUCCAGCAGCUUUCGACGUCGACGCCGUCGACAGUCUCCUGUUGAGGGAGCUGCAACACCCCCAGCGUGAAAGCACUCCCGGAGCCAGUCCCCAUCGCAAACGCCAGAGGAUUAAUGGCGAUCGUUUCAUCCCUACUCGCACUGGCCAGGAUUUGCAAGCCAGCUUUAGCCUUCUACAUGAAGAUGCCUCUCCCGCUACACCGUCAAGGCAUAAGAAAAGGACGCCACAAGGCGAACUUCAUUUCCAGAAGACCGAAGAAGCCAAUCGCACAUUCUCAACACUGUUGCGUGCGGAAUUAUUUGAGGGAUCAGUGCCACAGAUGACACCCGCUCUCUCACCAGACAGCAACCUGGCAACCUCCUCGCUCGUCAGUGUUCAGGAUGGCACACGGUCUCACACUCCUCCCAGCCACAACUCUGUAGUAACCCUGCCUUCAUCACUCACCCCAUCAACCCCCCACAAGAACCUCUUCUCAUAUCUCUCACCACGCCAACAUGGUCAUCCUGUGGGCCAUCUUACUCCCUCAAAAACCCCGCAGAGUCGGCAUGGCCCGAAUUUGGACACAAGAGCAGAGAUCUACAGUCUAUCUCCUGUGCGUCUCGGCAGUCAGCAGAUGCUCUUGAGUCCACGUCGCCAGCCCAGAGCGGUCAGCAAAGUCCCCUACAAAGUCCUUGACGCUCCCGAGCUGGCAGACGACUUCUACCUCAACCUGGUUGAUUGGGGGAGUGCAAAUGUUCUGGGGGUCGGGCUGGGAUCCAGCGUUUACAUGUGGAAUGCACAGACCUCCAAGGUUAAUAAGCUGUGUACUCUGGAAGAUGAUACCGUAACAAGCGUAUCAUGGAUACAAAAGGGCACUCAUCUUGCCAUUGGAACCGGGAAGGGCCUCGUUCAGAUCUGGGAUGCCGAAAAAGCUAGAAGAUUAAGGACCAUGACUGGACACACGGCACGAGUUGGAUCCCUGGCGUGGAACUCACAUAUCCUGACGUCUGGUUCCCGCGAUCGACUGAUUUACCACAGAGACGUUCGAGCACCAGACCAGUGGCUCAAAAAGCUUGUCGGGCACAAGCAAGAGGUCUGUGGUUUGAAGUGGAACUGCGAAGAUGGGCAGUUGGCCAGCGGUGGCAAUGACAACAAGUUGAUGGUCUGGGACAAGCUCUCAGACACGCCACUGUGGAAAUUCUCAGAUCACAAUGCCGCCGUCAAGGCCAUUGCAUGGUCACCGCACCAACGAGGCUUACUUGCCUCGGGCGGCGGUACAGCCGACAGACGCAUUAUCUUUCACGACACAGUUAAAGGAACCGUUGUUAACGAAAUCGACACCGGAAGCCAGGUGUGCAAUCUCGCUUGGUCCAAAAACUCGAACGAGAUUGUCUCGACACAUGGCUACAGCCAAAACCAGAUUGUUGUGUGGAAGUACCCGUCCAUGACGCAAGUAGCCAGCUUGACGGGACACACAUACCGCGUUCUAUACCUAGCAAUGAGUCCCGAUGGCCGUGUCAUCGUGACGGGAGCUGGUGAUGAAACCCUGCGGUUCUGGUCCGUAUUCGGUCGACGGCCCGGCACUCGCGAGGAUGGUGAGACUGGAGGCGGCAAAUUCGCUGACUGGGGCAUCAUUCGGUGA